CAUAUUUCAUAACUUCUUCUAGCCACUUCUUCAUACUGUCAAAAUAAUUAUCAUCAUAGUCCUACUGGGUACCAGUGUGGCUUCAAAAAGCAUGUUCUGUAAUGAUCAGGGGCGGACUGACAACUCAUGGGGCCCCCGGGCAAUAGGGGAUCAUGGGGCCCCUGUGUCCUUGCCCAAACUCAAAAAAGCCUAUGAAAAAGGUACCAGGGGCAUCUCAUGGGGCCCCCUACUGACCCCAGGCCUUCAGGCAGUGCCCGAGUUUCCAAAUGGUCAGUCCGCCCCUGGUCGG
Molecule: messenger RNA, 289 nt
Organism: Staurois parvus
Lineage: Eukaryota; Metazoa; Chordata; Amphibia; Anura; Ranidae
Source: the annotation of a GenBank genome assembly